AUGUUGCAUCAAGUUAAAUCAUGCCCUGGACAUCGUCUAUUGGGAUCACUUAACGAAAUGGUGACAUUUCGCAUCUUAUCUCUAAUGAACCCAAUAAAUUAUCAGAUUUCAGACCCACAAAUAAUAUCGAUCUCCAAAAGAACCAAACACACCAUGAUAGCUAAGAGAAUAAAUCUUACCUCUAGUGAAGCAAGGCUCCGCUCAUUGCUGCUAGAUGUGGCUAAAGUCGUCGAUGAGUCAAAUGAAUUUAAAGAUAAACUUAUCCUUCGAUUCGCCGGAGGAUGGGUGCGUGACAAGCUGCUCGGUAUUCCAAGUAACGAUAUCGAUGUUGCUGUCAAUGUAGUAACAGGCACUCGAUUCACUAGUGAAGUAUGGAACUACCUUCAAAAAAACGCCCAUCUUGAAAAACACCAUUUAAAUGCACAGGAUUUUGGUAGAUUUUACAUGACCGUAGCAAACCCUGAAAAGUCGAAACAUCUAGAAACCUCGACAAUGACCGUUAUGGGCUAUGAUGUCGACUUUGUCAAUUUACGAAAGGAGACCUACACGGGUGAGAGCCGUAAUCCACAAAUGGAGUUUGGAACACCUGAAGAAGAUGCACUACGCAGAGAUGCCACUAUCAAUUCCAUCUUUUACAAUAUUCAUACUGAAGAAAUUGAAGAUUACACAGGUGGCUUAAAUGACCUCGCUGCCAAACGGAUACGGACGCCCAUCGAUCCAAAAACAACUUUCCUAGAUGAUCCGUUGCGCGUUUUAAGACUCAUAAGGUUUGCAAAUAGGCUGAAUUUCGAGAUUGAAAGAGAGUGUGAAGUUUUUAUGCAUGAUGCAGAAGUUUUGGAUGCUUUCCAGCGCAAAAUAAGUAGGGAAAGGGUACUAUCAGAAAUUAUGAAAAUGCUAAAAGGUCAAAAUCCCUACGCUGCUCUUCGGAUUUUUGAUCGACUAGGAUUAUACUUCAAUAUUUUUGUUGACACAGCAUCUACUGAAAGUGCACCAACUCCGGAUAUUACAAAUUGGAAAAUUGCUUAUGGUUGUCUGCAAGAGAUGAUUUCAACUUCCUCCCUCAGUUGUAUACUAGAAGAGUCAGAUUAUGAUACAUGCUGGCUUCUAGCAGCGUACACACCCUGGUCAUCAGUUAAAGAGAGACCCCAGUACGUUGGAAAAGCGAAACUUGCCUGGGGGGGGUACAUGGCUCGUGAAGCAUUAAAACUUGAAAACAAGAAGAUAAGUCUCAUCUCUGGCUCUCUGAAACAUUGUCGUGACAUUAUAAAUCUUAAGGAUGCAAUCAUCAAAGGAAGUUCCGAGAUUUAUCGAAGGGAUUAUGUGGCCAACCUAAUUCGUGGUUGGGAUUUGCAGGGAAAAUGGCAGCUUCAGGUAAUUUUUUCAAUCUUGGUAGAAGCAAUGAAUAGCGAAUACUCUGAAGAUAUGUCUAGAGUAUAUCAGAGAAAUUUUCGCUCGUGGGAUAAAUUCAUAGACCACUUGGAGGAUUUAAAGCUAAUGAACGCUCCAUCUAUCAAAAAUCUUGUUGAUGGAGAGGCUCUGAUGGAGGCCUUAGACUUGAAAGCUGGAAAAUGGGUGGCGCAAACGCUGAAAUUUUGCAUGGAUUGGACUCUACGUUACCCAGAUGCAAACGAUCCGAGAGAGGUUAUUGAAGAGGUGCAGAAAAGAAGGUUAGAGUUAGGAAUACCAACAUGUGUAUCAAACAAAGCCAAUAAACUACAUCAAAUUAAUAAAUGA
Messenger RNA from Blumeria graminis f. sp. triticale, 1734 nucleotides. The record is from the annotation of a GenBank genome assembly. Lineage: Eukaryota; Fungi; Ascomycota; Leotiomycetes; Helotiales; Erysiphaceae.